AUGUGGAAAGGCUAGUCGGGCUGGUGAAGGCAAACGGUUCAGUAACUUAUUCCGAUUAGGCGCACGAACGGCUUUCACUUUUGCUUCGCCCGCUCUCGAAUAUAGAAAAAGGCGAGUGAGAAACGAAUUGAUCGCCAUCUUUGAUAAUGUUUAAGAUAUUCGUGGUACUAUCUUUGAUCGUCUUAACAUUCGAAUAUGAUCCAGAUGACAAAUCAUUAGAUGAUAUUUUAUUACCAGAAGGGAAAUUUGAAGCCUUUUACGUAAAAGGAGAAGGGCAAAAUGCAGUUAGGCCACCUCAUCUUCAUGGCUCUUUCAACAAAUAUAGAAAUCCUGCACUUGUUGGAGCACCAAAUAGUGCAGCUUAUGGUUUUCGAUUUGACGGAAAACGAAGAUUCAAUUUUGAUUGAAAGGAAAUGUAAGAUUAACAAUUAUUUUCUUUAUAAGUAAAACUUUAAAUGGAAUGGAAAUUUGUAAUUUUGUACUGUUUUCUAACUCAUAACUUAUACUAACAUGAUGUAAAGUGUCUUUUAACUAUAGAAAGUAGAGUAAUAAAAAGUAAACGAUAACUUACUUCAUAGCCAAUUUUUCAAACGAAUUAUAGUAGUCAUGAUCCAAAAAAGUAACUUAAUAUAGAAAAUAAAAAAUCUCAGUUC
Messenger RNA from Belonocnema kinseyi, 653 nucleotides. RefSeq lists its product as uncharacterized. The transcript is spliced from 3 exons. The record is from RefSeq and is a predicted model, not a curated record. NCBI's taxonomy places the organism in Eukaryota, Metazoa, Arthropoda, Insecta, Hymenoptera, Cynipidae. The coding region runs from base 147 to 407 and encodes 86 amino acids.